UUUUAUGUAUAAAUAGAAGCUUUGUGCAUCUAUGAAAAUCUAAAACAUAUUAAAUUUACUUAACACCUCAACUCAUCAAGCAAGAAUGGAGGACUCUUGGAAUAUGUCAGAGCUCAUGUUAUCAGAUGUGCUCGUGUCCAAUGUCUACAACCAGUUUUUCCACCAGAAUCAAAAUCUGUUCAAGGAUAAGAUUGUGCUGGAUGUGGGCUGCCGCAGUGGGCUGCUGAGCAUCUUGGCUGUAGAGGCGGGCGCUGUGAAGGUGUUUGCUAUUGGCAACAUGCGAAGUGCCAAAUGUAUUGCGAAGGUUUUGGGAAAUGGCGAGCGGGCGGAGAUUUUUGAGCCGCUCAAUGGUUGCAUUACGCAAAUCAUAUUGCCCUGUGGACUGAGAAAAGUGGAUAUAAUAGUAUCCGAGUGGAUGGGGCAUGCCCUAUUCGCGGACUCUUUAUUCUGCCAGGUGCUAUACGCACGUGACAAGUGGCUGAUAAAGAAUGGCUUUAUCUUUCCCAGUGUGGCCAAUCUCUAUAUACAGGGCAUAUCAUUAAAUCGUGAGCUGUUGGUUGAUAAAAACGUGCUGAUAAUGGAAGACUAUGUGAAUAGACAAUCGUUGAUAACAGAAAAGUGUCUACUAAAAUCAAUAGACCUCACCUCAAUCAAAGAUGACAUUGAAUUCCAAAAGGCCGACUUCAAGAUGAAAGCACUGCGAAAUGGAACGAUGUCUGCGUGUCUUCUCUACUUUGACAUAUGUGCCACAAAUGGCAAGGGUCAGCUGCAAAAGUUGUUUUCAAUAGGACCAGAGGCGCCCAAAACGUAUAUGAUGCAAACAAUUCUAUUUUUGAAGGAAGAUGCCCUCGUAGUUGCAGAACAGCAGAUUCUGUUUGGGCGCUUAAGCAUGAUACUUGGCUACUUUGCACCACGCGGCGUUGAGUUCUCCCUGGGCAUAUGGUUGGCCAAGUAGAAUAUUGUAUUUAAUAAAGGGUAAAUACUGA
Molecule: messenger RNA, 986 nt
Organism: Drosophila hydei
Lineage: Eukaryota; Metazoa; Arthropoda; Insecta; Diptera; Drosophilidae
Gene: Art9
Product: protein arginine N-methyltransferase 1
Exons: 3
Coding region: 86-955 (289 amino acids)
Biological process (GO): peptidyl-arginine methylation
Cellular component (GO): nucleus
Molecular function (GO): protein-arginine N-methyltransferase activity
Source: RefSeq, a predicted model, not a curated record